This is a messenger RNA of Phytophthora sojae, 1356 nucleotides long. RefSeq lists its product as hypothetical. Gene Ontology annotation, cellular component: cilium. The record is from RefSeq and is a predicted model, not a curated record. The transcript has a single exon. Gene Ontology annotation, molecular function: tubulin-glutamic acid ligase activity; tubulin binding. NCBI's taxonomy places the organism in Eukaryota, Oomycota, Peronosporomycetes, Peronosporales, Peronosporaceae. The annotation marks the transcript as partial. Gene Ontology annotation, biological process: microtubule cytoskeleton organization; protein polyglutamylation.
UGGAACAUUUUCUGGGGGGAGCCUCUGAAGACGCAAGAGUACGCGGCGCUGCUCCCAUUCCAGCGUGUGAACCACUUCCCAGGUAGCUUCGAGCUCGGUCGCAAGGACCGAUUGUGUACCCACCUGCUGCGUAUGAGGAAGAAACACCCGACCGCUUACGCUGAUGUCAUCCCUGAGACGUAUCUCACUGCGAACGACUACGACAAGCAGCAAUUCCUAUCGCGAUUUCACGCGGAACCGAGCGUUGUAUGGAUCCUCAAGCCGCCGAAUUUGUCGUGUGGAAGAGGCAUUAAACUCGUGUCUGCGAGCACCCACGCUGCUCCAAAACUCUCCAAGAAGAAGGCGUACGUCGUACAGCGUUACGUGACAGACCCAUUCCUCAUCAACGGUCUCAAGUUUGACCUGCGCGUUUACGUUGCGGUGACAUCGUACGACCCACUGCGGAUCUACCUCUUCCACGACGGACUGGUACGCUUUUGCACGGAGAAGUACUCCAUGAGUAAGAGUUCACUGAAGAACCCGUUCGGCCACCUAACCAACUACAGCAUCAACAAGAAGAAUGCGGCGGCAUUCCAAAAGAACCAAGACGACGCCCAGGUGGACGAGGCUCACGCGUUGUCAAGCAGCAAGUGGAGUCUUCAAAUGCUCUUCAAGUACCUGUGUGACCAAGGGAAAGCUCGUGAGCUUGCAAACUUCCAGCAAGCGCUUGAAGACUUGAUCGUCAAGACUUUAAUUGCUGUGGAGGAUAAGCUCGCGUCCGCCUUUAGCGUCAGCAACAGUCGUCGCAAUGGGUUUGAGCUGUACGGGUUCGAUGUGCUGCUUGAAGGUGAAAGCAUGAAGCCCCGGUUGCUGGAGGUGAACGUCUUUCCGUCCCUCAGCAGCUCGUCGCCGAUGGACAAGCGCAUCAAGACUGUUCUGGUGAGUGACUUGUUCCAACUCGUAGGAAUUCCUUUCGUAGAUUCACGCAGAGAAGUCCAGCAACUGGACAAGGCCAAGCAAGAGCGUCUUCACGGGAUCAAGCAGCCUCGACAGUCGAGUGCAGGUGUCACUACGUCAAUCCUCCGCAAAGAAAAGGAAGCCCAGAGACGACGACGUACCCUGGACGAACUGCAGGGAACGGCUAGCAGUAUGAUGAUUAACCAGAUCGACGGCGAAGACCUCCAGCUUGUCAAAGAGAUGGAGGAAGAACUCCACCGCUGCGGCCACUUCAAACGCAUCUUUCCCACUCCACAGUCGUUUGACAAGCAUUCGGAGCUCUUCGACACGCUGCGCUACCGCAACCUGCUGUGUAUGAGAUGGCUGCAGCACACAAACCAAGACGGAGCGCGGAGACUGCCUUCAACUGGGAAGAAAUGA